AUGAAGUUACUUUUGUACUGGAUUUGGAUUGUCGGCUCUUCGAGUAAAAAAUUCAGGAGCAUCUAUCAUUGGUUGUUGUUGUGCUCUAACAGCACCUACUGCAAGGAUGUUUCUCAGGAGAUUUUGAGUUUGAAUAUUCGAUUAGAUACUGACGUUAAAUUAGCGAUUUUCGAGGAAAAUUCCUGCGAAAUUUUCGAAAUUUACAAUGCAGGAAUCGGAGUAACCCCCAAAAUUCAAUUUUUAGGAGAAUUCUCUAAUAAAACAUUGAAAUUUAUCGAUAAUAAAACGUUCUACGAAAGCAGAAAAUCGCUCGAAGAUGUUUUGAUAAGAACAGGAAGCGGAUACAAGUUAUCAUUCGAAACGGAUGCCGAUAUAGCCCGCGAGAGAAGAACAAGAGGCUACAGAACGUUCGAUAAAUUCAACUACCAGUUAUUUUUGUGUUUGAAAAGCAUCCACAAAUUUCAAUACAACACGACGUACCGUAACGCCUAUUUCGGCAACACCACUGAAGGCAUUGAUGCAGGAGUGGCCCAAUUGCUGUACGAGGAAACAGUCGACAUGAGCGUUUCGGGCGGUUUCAUUCGAGACGUCAGAAUCGAUUAUUACGAUUUUCUGGUUCCAGUUUACAAAUUCAGGAUCAGACCGCGCCCUGAUUUAUUGCGCAACCAAAUCCAUCUGUAUAAAUACCGGAACCCGAAUUCGAAAAUGUAUCAGUAUCAAUUGCUUCCAGUGUUUGAUCAAUCAAAUCUCUUCAAAUCUUCGAAAAUGUACAAAAUCUUCGUAUUCGUUUUCGCCAUCUUGGCCACGGCCUUCGCCGCCCCCAGGGCUGAGCCGCAACCGCUGCCGCAGCCGCAGCCGCAACCCCAGCUGGUGGCUGCUUAUUCUGCACCGGGAGUGGUCUCUGCCUACUCGGCUUACCCGGCAGGAGUCGCUUACUCCUCGCCUUACGUCUACUCCGGAUACUCCCCUGUGGCUUACACCGCUUACGUCUAGGAAUUUGGAUCAAGUUUUCAUGUUGAUUGCCUGUUUUUUUGUUCGUUAUAAUUUGAGUUAUUAAUAAAUUGAAGUUGCUUUAAA
Phyllotreta striolata is the source of this 1077-nucleotide messenger RNA. NCBI's taxonomy places the organism in Eukaryota, Metazoa, Arthropoda, Insecta, Coleoptera, Chrysomelidae. The record is from the annotation of a GenBank genome assembly.